AUGUCGCGCGUCAUCGGCCAGCUUGGAGCACUGACACUUCUAGCUCAACUCGUGCUCCUCCUCCAACUAUCUUGGACCAGCACAGCUGUGCCCAUAGUUCCGGUAAAGCGCGGAAUGCCAGCAGAAAUAGUUGAUAAGCUCAUGAGCAAGGACAUCGACCAAGUUCGUCAAGCCUUCAACCUCGCUUACACUGCAUCUGAUCAGAUCGAGCAGCAGCUCAGAGUGCAAGAGAAUAGCCUCUUCCAUAGAUUGUCGCAAAACGUGGAGCAAGACUUGCGCCAGGUCAAGGCUGAUCAGGUGCAAGUUCCUCCAAAGAACCACAAACGCGUUCGAAGUCCUGCUGGUAAAUCCUAUUCUGCAUAG
This is a messenger RNA of Mycosarcoma maydis (corn smut), 363 nucleotides long. RefSeq lists its product as uncharacterized. Bases 1 to 363 code for a protein of 120 amino acids. The record is from RefSeq and is a predicted model, not a curated record. Lineage: Eukaryota; Fungi; Basidiomycota; Ustilaginomycetes; Ustilaginales. The transcript has a single exon.